CAGCAAUUGCCAGUUAUCGAUAACAAAGCUCGCGCGGUCGGUCACACUGUUGCAAUAUUUGAAAAGUACGUCGCGUCAUGUACAAAUGUGAUAUAUGCAAUAAAAGCAGUGCUAACGAGGAUACAGAUGAUGUCUUGCUAUAUGGCGAAUGGAUGAUCAAGCAGAAGGUGACGGUGCACUAUUAUUGUCUGCUGCUGUCCACGAAUUUGCCCCAACGCGGCGGCGACUCCAGCGGCAUUCUGGGCUUUUUGCUGCGCGACAUACGCCAGGAGGCGGCCGCCGCCCAGCAGCGCAAAUGCGCCUUUUGCAAGGAGAAAGGCGCCAGCGUCGUUUGCUACAAGUGUCGCAUUGUUUUUCACAUGCCUUGCGGCUUGGAGAAUCGCUGCAUAUAUCAAUUUUGCGAUGAAUUUCGCAGCUACUGCGAGCACUGCAUGCCGCUGGACGACUACCAGCAGCAGCUGAUGAACAAUCCACCCAAGGAUGCCUAUUGCGACAUCUGUUUCCGUGCCAUUUCACCAUUCCUGCUGCACAACGUCACGUACGGUGAUUGCUGUCGCAAGGGAUUCGCGCAUCGGACGUGUAUGCGACGCUAUGCGCUCGCCUCCGGCUACUAUUUGCGUUGUCUGUGGUGCCGGGACAAGAAGUUCCACGACACGAUACGGCUGCAGUCGGUGUUUGUGCCGGACCGCGAUGCCACGUGGGAGCGUCAGCCGAAUGCGUACAGCGAGCUGCACAGCAAGCGUUUGCGCUGCGAACAGACUGUGUGCCUGUGUCCCAAUGGACGGGAUUACCACAGACACAGCUGGACCAUACAGCUGUGCAUACUGUGCGCCGCCACGGGCACCCAUCUCAAGUGUCGUGUGGGCACAAUGCGCUUGGUCCGCACCUAUGGCGUUGAGCCAAACGACUUUAAAUGCAUCUCGUGCAUUGAGGUCGAGCAGAAGCUGAUCCAUGGUCAUCACAACUAUUCCGGCCAGAGGGUGCCGCACAAGCCGAGCUGGGAAACGGCAGACGAACAAAUAGAUGCCUCCUAUUAUAUGCCCAAAACGUGCUGUGAACUGAGCAUAGCGCCGGACGAGGAUUCGCCGGUGCUCUCCGACGAGGAUGCCACGUCCAAUGAGGCGAGUGUGAUAACAGUUGUGCCUUCGCAGCGCCUGUCAACACAAAGUUGUCCACGUUUCAGUCAAAGCUUUGCCAAAUCGCCGCCAGCCGCACUCCUAGCGGACCAAACCGUCAUCGAGCUGGCGGACUCGCAGAUCAGUUCCACACAGCAGCUAAGAUGCUCCCUAAAGCCGCCUCUGCUGCUGAACGAAUCCUUCACUUGCGGCGGAUACUUCUAUCUGGUGGUCUACGAGUACAAUGAACAUCAGAUGGAUCUGUGCACCGGCACCUGCACACUGCGCUUCGCUGCGAACGAUGCUCGUCUGGGGGAUCGCUCGGUGGAGGCGCUGCAGCACCUGCCGCUGCUCGAAACGGACGUUUGGUUUCGCGACAGCAAUCGUGGCAUCUAUGACAAGAUCGAUCAAUAUACCAAAAGCUAAGCCUACAAAAUAUACAGAGAUACGUGGCACAUGAGAGCUAAAAACUGUCUCUUGCCAUUUCUUGAUAACGGGAUGAACGGGUUGAGGCAUCCAAAAUGUAAAAUAUCUGUGCGGGAUCUGUGCGACCUAUACAAGAAUUAACAUACCAAAUUUGGUGGCUCUAGCUUUAAAAUUAUUCGAGUUAUGCCUCAAAACCGAUUUCUAUCGAUACUAUAAAAAAUGAAAAAUAACAAGAAAACAAAAUUAGACUCAUCUUAUAUUAUAUAUUUCAAAUUUGAAGUCAUGAGCUUCCGAGAACGAAACGGAAAUAUGCUCAAAAGAAAUCUCUCAAAAGCGAUAUAUGUAUAUCGAUAUGGGAAAAACGUUGGCAGGAAUAGAAUAUUUUGAAAUAUAUAUAAAAGAACACAGAUUAACCCAAAAGAUCAGCUAUGUUCGUCACAAAAAGUGCUUUUAAAUCAAAGUCUUAGCUCCGAUCGAUUGUUGGAGGAAUGUAAGAGAAGCUGGCAAUUGCUGACUUUCGCCCAGAUGUCUUGAUAAACAGAAAUUUGAGAUACAAAACAAAUUUCUAAACCAGUUCUUUCUACAAAUAUAUAUCACAGUAGUCCGAUAUUGCUUUAACACCAAGUCUCGUUAAGAUAACAUGAAAAAUAAUAGUUUCUGAACGUGUCUACAGUAUGUGAUAUAGCAAUCUGAUCCGGUCAACCUUGAAAUGUGUGCAACCUGCACAGAAAGACGGCACCAUACAAAGUUUCAGGAUACGGAUCAAGAAUAUAUAUAGACGUGACAAUAUUUUGUACAAGGGUUUACGAGUUUGAAGUCUUCAGCUGCCUGCUGGCAUAUGGCGAAUAUAUAUAUAUAAUUACAUGGAUCGGAGAUUAAAGUAGAAGAGCGUCGCAUUUUCGAUUAACGAGUCCCAUCAGUAAAUAAAAUGUCAACAAUUUGUAUUACAAUAAAAAUAAACAAAAAAUCGAGUUCGAAAA
This is a messenger RNA of Drosophila montana, 2521 nucleotides long. RefSeq names its product pineapple eye (gene pie). The record is from RefSeq and is a predicted model, not a curated record. Gene Ontology annotation, cellular component: nucleus. Lineage: Eukaryota; Metazoa; Arthropoda; Insecta; Diptera; Drosophilidae. Bases 78 to 1541 code for a protein of 487 amino acids. The transcript is spliced from 2 exons.